UCGUAAAUUGAAUGAGUUAAAUAAAACAACAGCAAAACACUGACAGAAAAUUCCACGAAAAUUAGUCUUCAUAUUCAUAUCUCACCAGAAACUAAAAUCGAAUGGGUGGCGAUCAAUCGGCUUUCGAAAUUCCACUUUAUCCACAACCACACCCCAUUUGUGCCACCGAGGCCAGAUUCUGCUUACCGCACUAUGUUCAACUACGACUUCGCGAAAAAUUUUGGUCCGUAUCCGAAAGCGAUUACAAAAUAUGCGAUGCCAUGGAUAAGACAAAAAUCUACUUCCACUGUGACGGUUCACCAUACUCGUGGCGUGAGAAGAAAACGCUCUACGAUUAUACGGGCGCGGCUGUGUGCAACAUGAAAGAGAAAUUGUCGAGUUUUACAGACAUCUAUCGGGUAUAUGCUGAACAUAACAGCGAGCGACAAAUUUGUACAUUCAAAACGAAACUGAAUUUUCUCAAAAGUAAAGUGUCGACUAUGUUCCCGGACGUAAUGAAACCGGACCUGUAUCAUCAUUUGGUGCUGAAAGGGGAUUGGAGAACUAAGCGAUGUGUUAUCUUUUUGGGCGAGCCGAAACUAGGCGGCAUACCGAUUGCUCGUAUUUUUCGACCAUAUACGGGACGUACUGUUCUCUUACGUGUUGACGAUUACAUUUUGGAAGUUGCGGCUGGAGUGGAUAUUGCCAUUUGUGUAAUGAUGUGUAUAGCAUUAGACGAUCAUGAUCGAUAAUAUAACAGAUAUGAGUAUGUAGGAU
Bradysia coprophila is the source of this 756-nucleotide messenger RNA. RefSeq lists its product as uncharacterized. The record is from RefSeq and is a predicted model, not a curated record. Lineage: Eukaryota; Metazoa; Arthropoda; Insecta; Diptera; Sciaridae.